This is a messenger RNA of Uncinocarpus reesii 1704, 1248 nucleotides long. RefSeq lists its product as uncharacterized. Lineage: Eukaryota; Fungi; Ascomycota; Eurotiomycetes; Onygenales; Onygenaceae. The transcript has 5 exons. Gene Ontology annotation, molecular function: agmatinase activity; metal ion binding. The record is from RefSeq and is a predicted model, not a curated record. Bases 1 to 1248 code for a protein of 415 amino acids.
AUGAUUUGGGUGUUGGUGGCAUUCUUCAAUGUUUUGAUUGCGGCGGACAGCCAGGAUGGCAGAUAUACCCAACAUUUACUCGAGGGUUCUUUGGAUGAUAAAGCCAGUAAAUGGGGAUUCGAUUGGGCGUUUUCGGGGAUAUCAAGUUUCGGCCAUCUUCCUUAUCAUCGAUGUCUGACAGGGACGGAUGAGUUGUUUGAUGUAGGAAUUAUUGGGAUUCCUUUUGAUUCAGCUGUCACAUAUAGACCGGGAGCACGACUUGGGCCUCGUGCUAUUCGGGAGGCUUCCGCGCGUCAUCUUCCGUCCCGUGGGUUUAACGUCCAUGGAGGCGUUAACCCUUAUAGAUCCUGGGCACGAAUCCUCGACUGCGGUGACAUUCCAGUUACCCCGCUGGACAACGACGUAGCCUCUAGGAUGAUGUACGAAGGACUGUACGAGCUCGGGAACCGCCCAAGUGCCAACAGUUUGUAUGGAGACAAGCCAAAGUUGAUCCUUUUGGGCGGCGAUCACUCCAUCGCACUCCCAGCUUUGAGGGCGUUGAAGGAGAUCCAUAAUAAACCAUUGGCGCUGGUGCAUUUUGACGCUCAUUUGGACACAUUGCAUCCAAGCGCGUACCCAAGCAUCUGGGGCUCAAAUCAGGCAGCGUUUAAUCACGGAUCCAUGUUUUGGAUAGCGUCUCAGGAGGGGAUUCUUUCUAAUAGCUCGAAUGUCCACGCUGGGCUUCGCACCCGGCUGACGGGAGAUGACUGGAGCGACUUUGAGAAUGACGACAAGCAAGGAUUCCUGCGGAUAUCAACCGAUGACAUAGACGACAUUGGAGCGGAUGGGAUUAUCAAACGUAUUUACGAACGCGUUGGCGGGGAGAUUCCGGUAUAUCUAAGCAUCGAUAUAGAUGUUUUGGACCCUGCUUUUGCUCCGGGCACGGGAGCACCAGAGUCUGGGGGAUGGUCCUCGAGGGAGCUAUUGCGGAUCAUUACCGGCCUGCGGAAUUUGAAUAUUGUUGGCGCAGAUAUUGUGGAGGAUCGGUGCAAUGAGAUGGGCAACAUAAUCUUUGGCAUGUUAAUAGAUUCUCAGCCCCAAGCGUUCGAUCCCAUCAGGGUAUAUGCGCGAAUGGAAGCCCAAUCUAGCACAUUUGACUGGCAUGACCCCAAUGGUCAGCCGGGGUGCAGUGUCAAGGUAGCAGGUUCAACGCACAAAGGUUUGCUGUCAGAAGCCGCUGGUGGCCAGGGGAGGCACGGGGGGAUUUGA